Molecule: messenger RNA, 16669 nt
Organism: Linepithema humile (Argentine ant)
Lineage: Eukaryota; Metazoa; Arthropoda; Insecta; Hymenoptera; Formicidae
Source: RefSeq, a predicted model, not a curated record
UAAAUGGUGCUACAAAAUUAUAACAACUGGACUAAACACGGUGCAUUUACAAACAAAUUUACAUAUUUUGCAAAUACGGUUGCAUAUCUACAUUAUUACAGUCAUAGACUGUGUGACGUCACACUUUGUAGCUGCAGAUUAAAAUGGCGGAUCAUCGUGGUCGUCGUGCGUUUAGCUCGAGAUAUUUUUUUGUAUUCAGAUAAAGCUUAUUGCAUCUAGCAUUAUCGAAUCUCAAAUCGUGCAAGUAAUCAAAGAAUUCUAAACGCGAAUCUGUCCCUCGAAUGUACGCAGUGUUGUAAGUCACGGCAAAGCGAUCGCUCACGAUGCGAAGUGCGAACGAUGUGUGCAACUCGCGAACAAAUGGCGUAGUAACGAAAGCGAAAAUUCACUUUAUUUGGUGCUGAGAUAAUCUUACACUUGACAAGCCCAUCCUGCAAAACACCUAGCAUCCAAACCGACCAACUCCUAAUUUGUACAUUCCAGUUUGAAUAAGGUUAGAAUGAAAAAAAAAUAUAUCAAACGAAGAAUUGCAGUUUAUUUGAAUUAUUGGAAUUUCUGCCAUCAUGAAUUACAGGUAUACCCACGAUUCCUCGCUGCCACUCCUAGCCAAAUUCAUGAGACACGAAUUGUUUCCUGCUCCUCUUCACACGCAUUUCUCUUCCACUCCGGCGUAUUACUGCGAUUGACUGCGAUGUUGCAGUCAUAGUAUCAGGUGCUAAUCGCUUAGCGACACAAUCUGUAUUGCGAGUAAGCGCAAAUAUGCGUUUUAAUGGUGAGUAAUGUGUUCGAGACGUUCUAUAAUAAUAGACUCUUGACAUUAGCAGUUAGAAUUCAGCUCCUCGUAUAUUUUUUGAUUCUACGGCAGUCUAUUGAAUCCGUUCUAGCGGAUUCUCCUCGAAUAACUUUCUUCGUCUAGCUACCAAAUAACUACCGUUUUGUCGAUUGUCUCGACAAGGAGAUACAACGCACGCGUAUGAUCACCCGGAUUAUUAACAGAAUCGAAUCAUUACAUCAUUAUAUAGGAGCACAGCAGUUAAAUGCGAAUUGGAGGAGGGUGAAUUGUUGACGAAAUUGAGAAUCGAUCAGGUCGCAAUUGCGAAAACGUGCGUCGCGGUAUUUGCGCCAUGGCGAGUCGUCGCGAGCGAAAUGGAACAAUCGCAGAAUUCCGAAAGAACAAUGAUCUCGCUACGGCGCUAUGUACACGACGGCCAUUGCGUAAAACAUCGCGCGCCCUUCGGCUGCUCCCCCGCGUCUGUCGUAAUUAAAUCGCAUACAAAUGUGAUCAGCUUUCGCGCUUCUUGCGGGUGGCAGAGGAAAAAAAAUAGAGAAAAGCGGGCGACAAGAGGAUAUUUUCGAAAGAACAAUUCGCGUCGAGGACCUGAUCGUGAUCGUGCCGAAAGAUGGACUGCCGAGAUUUUUGUGCGUUAUUGCUUUUUCGAGUUGCGCGUAACAAACGUAUAUAUGUAUGUAUAUAUGUGUAAUAAUGAUGAAUCGUCCGUAGCACGUCGGCAGUGCUCCUCUACGACCGGUCCUUGACGUCGCGGCGCCCUUCUAAUGCCGACAGUGCCCAUCGUAAUCGCCCAGAAGACCUCACGCGGGAUCUAACGAGAUCACAACCUUUCGGGAUUGCGCGUACAUUGCAUAUAUAUCGUUUUCGUAGGACAAUUAGUGACGUGAUCCGCGAAUUGUCGUGAAACGUGUCGCGCAAACCGCAAUCGCGCCAAGAUCGAAACCGAUAAAGACUCUCACGUUCUUUCAGCAUAAAAAGUCUCAAUGGAUGUGGCGUAGCACACGAAGCGACAACGCACAUCGAGAGAGAGAGAAAAAGAGAAAGGGGGAGAGAGAGAGAGAGAGAGAAAGAAAGAGAGAAAGGAGGAAAGAAGAGAAACCGUGUUUACACAAAGAGACAAUAUGCCAGCGAAAUAUUUUGAGAAAUUGCACACAGCAAUUGUGUAAAAAUGUUCAGAGGUAAUCUCAGAACUACAUGUAUAAUUUUUAACUUAAUAGAGGAAAUCUCUAGUUGACGAGAUAGGUGAAAAGAGAACGGAGACACUCCAGGAGAACGUUUUUUUCAGGAGUCACCGUUCGAGUGUAUAGGUCACGAAUUGUAAAAUGAGUUACACCGACAUUUUGCAAACGUUAGAUUAACGUUAUCCUCUUCUGUGAUAUAAAGAGACAGAGAAGGAGCAUUGACCGCACAUUCAUGCGACGUUAUUACGACCGCGCAAUCGAGAGAUUGUAACGGCGAUCCUCGUCGUUCCUCCUCGUCGACGAAUGUCGGAACUGGCACAAAAUGGAUUUGUCGAUGUCGCCGUUGUCUUCGUCGAUGAUGCUCUAGUUCUGUCUACACGGCGUUGCAGACGACUAUAGAGAGCGCUGCAAGAACCACGAAAAAGGGAAAUUGCCAGAGGCGAGAUCAGUGCCGACAUAACUGCUGACUUUGUGUGGUGUAACUUUGUAUGCGAUUCGAAGCGGGAAGGCAGCCGCGUCGAUGAAACGUUGCACAUUCGUGGGAGCGAGGAGGGAAGGUGAGAGGGCUGGUGCACUCCAGACGCAGGAUCGUACCGAGAAACAGGAGACGAUCGAUGCAUCACCGGCUGAUCCCUCUGAGUGUAAUGAUUUAUAAGAUUGAUCAAAAACAAGGAACAAGAUGGAGCAAGAGGAAUACGAUAAGAAAUUUGCAGAAAUGCAUAAAUACAUUCCAUUUUUGAAAGUAAUGAUUGCUAGACUGCAAAACGUCAAAGACAAGGACACAUGUCGGGAAGUUCAGUUGCAGAAAAUGGAAAGUUUGCUAGAAAUUCUGACGACCCAAAAAAAGUUGAAGAUCGAAACGCUGCAGCGCUGCGAAGAUGUUCUAUACAAAUUGUACAAUAAAAUGGGAAAGUUUCAGGGAAACAUGUCGACAAAUACGAGUUGCAGAGAAUUGUUCCCAAACAACGAUGAUAAUAACACCGCGCAAUCUUCAACUUUGCCGGAAGAUGAAGAGUCUUCUCAGAGUAAAAAAGCGAAGGAAUCGCAAAAUACGGAGGAACCGCAAAAUGCGGAGGACGACGCAGAUAUAAUAGAAGAGACACCGCAGAGUCCGGAUGCUGCCGGGUCUUCCAGUCCUGAUUGCCAAAUUCUGCCUAUAGAAAUUCCCACGGAACGUUACAAUUCGUCCGAAAAUCAUAGACAACAAGCAAAACAAAAGGUAAUACCGGUUAUCACGAUUAGUGAUCGGCCGGGCAAUAUAAAUACCCCGGUCGACUUCUCGGACGACGUUACGUUCUGCGAGUGGGAUAUGUUGGAAGAAUCGGAGACGCAUAACGCAAGGAGCAGAGGCGAUCGGCAACCGACGCUGGCUCCCGACGUGUCGACCGCGGCGAGAUUGGUCAGUAGCAAUCUACCGCAAAAGACCAGCGACAGCAGGAGUUACGCGUUGGACUCGCGUAAUAUACCGACCGUUCCAGUGCCUUCCCUCGGCGGUUCCAGGAGAUUGACGUCGGUUUUGGAGAAAAACAGGCUGAAUCUAAGCAUAAUAACCGGCAACAUUGCCAGACCGGAGUCACCUGUGAACGUUCCGGAGGUGAGACUCAACUCUCCCGAUCCCGAGAUACUGUUCGCGAGGUCGUCAUCCAGUGUCACGCCAUCGAAAUCGAAGGACAGCCACAGCGCGUCGAAGCCGCCGUCGAUACCGCUUCUGCUAUCACCACCACCGCCACCCGUCUCAAGCGUGCCGCCGCUGUCCAUGGAGGACUUAGCCGAGCUGCUGAACGACGAGGGUAACGCCGAGAAGAAUAAAACGGGCGAGAACGCCGGUAGGCAUACGAUACAUUUGCCUGCUAGGAAACCCACGUCGAAUGUCGCGAAAUCGAGCGAUCAUCGGUCGCCUUUUCCGGGUCCCAAGCCGCCAGAGCCGCGCUACGCGGAUAAUUACGAGAGGCAUCCGCGCCAACGAGACGCGCACAGCCACGAGAUCGCGAGAGAUAAACAGGUCGCUGGACAUUCCGAUGAAGCGCCAUCUCAGAUACCGGUUUUUAUCAAUGCCUCGAAUAAGCCGGACGCUCCGUUGUAUCAGAGACGUUCGAGCAUGCCGCCGGAGACGCGGAAGGAACCCGCGCCGCUCAGACAGGAUAGCGAAUUUGUGAUAGAUGGCGUCGACUAUUACAAUAUGCAUGUAAACCCGAUGCAUUGGUCGCCUUCGGCCGUGCCCAGCACCGAUCAUCAAUUCGCCAAUACGCAGUGGGCAUCUUCCGUCUUCCCCGGAAUGUCCAAUCCACCUUUGCAAUCGCCCAUCCAGCAUCCCUAUCAGCACCCAGCAAUGGAGCCGCAAUUCAGGCCGCAAUUUCCGACUUUACCCGUCGGUCCUAGACCAUUGAUCACUCCUACGCCGCGAUCGCAAGAUCACAUGACUCCGUCUGGAUUCCCGGUCGCGCCGCAGUACAGAGGAUUUCAAAUGAAUCAAGGACCGUACGAUUCAGCCUUCUCGGUCGACAGACCAGUGGAUUAUCCUCACGUGAGGCCUACCUGGGAAGCUCCCGCUAACAGAGUGGGCCAGGCGCCUUACGAAAGUGUGAUUCCUUGCGGAAUUCAGGAUAAUUCCACGAGCACUCCGUAUACGCGACCUAGUACACCUUGCACGUGGGGCGGGAGCAGAUCUAACAGAGGCAGAGGAUACUACAACAACGAGAGAAACAGGUCGGAAACGAGACCCGGUUUUAAUCGCGAUGCCCGCCGAUCCGAUUGGUCAUCGCGAGACGGCCAUUCUGAUCGGGAGAAUCCGAAUCGUUUCCCGAAUCGGGAUCCGCGCGUUCGUCCGGAACACAACGCGACGAGCCCGAAUCAGACCAAAGAAGCCAGCGUUUCUGCCCGAGAUCCGCGGCUUGCCAAAGAUAAACACUCAUCGAGCAAAACCAAAGACGCGCCUCACAACGAGAGAGAUCCCAGAAAACGGCCGACGACGACAACGACAGCAACGACGACUACAGUAACGCCGACGACAGCAACGACCACGACAGCGGCAACGACAACGACGACUACUACGACUACGACGUUAAAGGAGAAGUCGAAGUCAUCGUCGCAGAAGUUAUCUGAGAAAGAGAAGGCGGAUAAAAUUAACUCGCUGAAAGACAGGUUGCAGUCGCAAUUGAAUGGUCGCAAUCUUUACGGCGCGGUCGAUGCCACUCAGAGCUCCGGCCUGCAGAAUUUUAAGAUUCCUAAGAUCAAGCGAUGUGAGCCGCAACCGCUUCGUCCUAUCAGCGAGAUUAAGAAAGCUGAAAACACUUUGCUCAAAUCGUCGCGUGCAAAGAGCGUUAAUAAGAAGAAAAAGAGCAACAGAUCGCGUUCCGAAAGCAAGAGCAAAGACGACGCGAGUUCCGAAGUGAGUAGCAGUAGUGACGGUAGUAAGAGCGCAACAAAGCAUUCGGUUCAGUCUAAGCAGCAGGACGAGGUCGCGAAAAAAGGAGAGAAUCCGCCCGUCGUGGAGGUGGACAGAAACGUGGUGAAGAUUGGCGAAGCGGAUUCCGUAACGGACGAUCCCAAGUCCAAUGAUGUCGCGGAGAAGAGCAAGAAGGAUGAGCUGGAAGCGGACGGAUCGAAGCCCAAUGAGAAUCUUACACAAGAAUGGAUCGAAUCAUUAAUUAGAAAGUCGUUUGAGUCUGGCGAAGGUAAGAAGUUGGUCGAGGAAGCGAAGCUGAUACAGAAGCUAUUGAAAGAGGAGAAAUUCAAGAAACUCAAGAAGAUUAUCGAGUCGGAUUCUUCGGAGUGUUCGGACAAGGAUGAAGCGAGGAAAACGCCUAAAAAGAAGAGACGAAUAAUUGUGUCUGACAGCUCGGAAGAUGAAUCUCUCGCGGACAGACUCGAAGUAUUAAAUACCGGCAAUGAUGCGAAUAACGAAGGAAUAGAACCGGUUUCCGCAGUUUCUACAGAUUCCAAGGGUUCUGAAGAAAGAGUCGAAGCGACGGUAUCCAACGAUGUUACCGCAAAGAAAGACGACUGUUUGUUGAAAACUAGCGGCAAAGAGCGCGACGUUCAAGUAGAUAAAAACGACCAAGAUAAAAAUUUGCAUUUGCAGAAGGAAAGUGAGAAGAACCAAGAUGACAAUGAGAAGAUCGAUGAUCAGGCGGAAGGUGACAAGCAAACAGACACUCGUCUGGAAAGCAGCGGUAAAGAGAAAAAGCGAGCCGAAGACAAGCAUGAUGAAACCUCUGCGGAGAAACAACGAAAGGAUAAUGCAGAAAUGCCGACGAGCCAGAAUGAGAAUCAGAUCGAGGGUGUGGAAUCUGCCACUUCCAACGCCGCGAACGACCAGCCUGACGAAAUUUCGACCGACAAACCAAAGAUGAAAAUCAAGCCAAAGAGAAGGAAUUCUUUGGAAAUGUUGCAGGAGGAUAUCAGGGAAAUGUUUAUCAGCGAUGACGUGGUGACAGCUACAGGUUUUCGGAUGUGUCGAUUGAAGGAGACUCAAUCAGCGCCAAGCUCGAGCUCUAAGAAAGACGAGACAUCGAACGCGGCCGAGAAGAAAGCUGCGGAACCAAGUGCUGAAACGCACGAGUCGGCGGCGAGCAAGUCGAAGAAAUCCUUGCGAUCUCGCGCUGCCGGGGAGUCGAGCAAAUCGAAAAGCAAAAGUAAGAAGGACGUUAAACGGCCGCUUCGUAGCCUGCGCUCCAAAGAACUCGUUCCGAACUCCGACACCGAGGAGGAUCAACCGCUGGCUCUGCGGACAGAAAAGCUGUUGAAUAUCGGCAGCACGCCGAAUCAAGAGGAAGAUCACGGCGACGAAUCUAUACUUCGCAGAUCCAAACGUGUCCUGCACAAGGACAUUUUGAAAGAACCGCGGGUGGUUAUGGAAAAGACAGAUAUCUCGAAGGUAGAUUUGUCCAAAGGCAUGUUCGACAGUUCUUCCGACGAGAGCUUCAGCAUAGAUGUGGCCGAACUGGCCGCGGCGGUGGACGUCUCUCUUCGGCCGGAGAAGAACUCCGAUCAGGACUCGGUAGACACGAUGGCGAGUUUGAAGCGCAAAAACAAGGGCAAACGAAUGUCGAAGGGGUCGAAAAAGUCGCGACUGAAUGAGGACAAGAGCGAGGACGGAAUGUAUCUUACGGACGAGGACAGCAUGAUAUCGGACAUCUCUAUGUCGAGCAGCACGACAGCCAGAAAGAGAACGAGUGGCGGCGCAGCUAGAACGUGCGCCAGGGAGGAUCUAUUGAGCAACAUUCUGGUCGGACUGGUGCCGACGGCGACGAUGAAUACGUCGACGGACAAAGGCAGCGAUGCGGACGUCGACGAGGAUAUGAACGAUCCGUUGGCGAUCACGGAGACAAGCGUGAAGAAACCAACGAAAAGGAAAAAGAAGAAGCCCAGUUGGCAGAUGGGAAUAGUAACUACUAAAAAGAAGAAGAAGAAGGCCGCUUCGGCAGUCAAAUCUGCGCAAGCAAAUAUCGACGAGAGCACAAACGUUGAAACAAGUAUUUCGACGAAUAACGAUUCGAAUGAUAACAGUGCGACGACGGAGGAAACUUUUAUGGAGAAUCCUGCGGACAGCCUUUCUCUAAACGAUGCGGUUGUAAAACUUGAGCCAAUUCAAAUCAAGUGUGAAGAUAUUAAACCGCUUAUAAAAACGGAUAACACCGAUAUUGAAGACUACAAGGAAUUAAAUGAUCUCGCAUUGUCGGAAUUAUUGAACACAGAAGAAGAAGGGAAUUUGAACGACUCUCUGCUUUCUAUCGACGAUGGUAAGCCGUUGAUUCCAGAAGAAAUGGAAAGCACUACCGUGCCAGAAAGCGCUGCCGUCGUCGCAUCAAGUGCUGCUGUCGCCGCAUCAAGUCCUGCUGUCGCCGCAUCAAGUGCUGCUGUCGCCGCGCCAAGUGAAGCUGUUGCCACCACCGCGGACGAAACUGUGGAGAAGCAACCACCGAAGAUUCUCUACGACGAACAGAUGGAGGAGGCGUUCCGCAAGAUGGACGCCGAGCGGCUGAUGAACUAUGCGUUUGACGGAACAUGCCAGAAUAAGUACAAAUGUUUACUGUGCCUUUAUUCGGGCAAGAACAUCGUUCACCAUUACAAGAUGAAUCAUCCCGGAAAAGAGGUUCUCAUCUCGCGUUUCAAGCUGGUGAACGCCCUGGCCGCGAUGGCGAUCGCGGUUCCCGCGACGGAGACCACGGUCGCGAGUCAGGUGUGCAAGUUUCGCUGCAGAUUUUGCUAUUUUGUUACGGAAGGGGCGGCGGACGUUGCGCUCGAAGCGUUCUACGAGCACUGCACCACGCACACCGGUGAAUACAGAUUCCAUUGCAACAAGUGCUCUUAUCAGGCGGUGGCCAAGGCGUCCAUGAAGACGCACUAUUACAAAAUAUGUCGCAAACCCACCGACACGUUCAACAAUGUCGUGACCGAGGACGCUCUUCCGAAGGAGAACGGCGUUUACGGCUACCUGUGUCGCAAAUGCAAUUACGUGCAGCUAAAGCGGGCCAAUGUGGCGGCCCACGUUGCAUUUUGGCAUCGAAAUAAAGCGAAUAAUGAAAUUCUGAAGAUCAACAUGUCGCUAGCCGUACCUGUCGCGCACGCCGCAAGAUCCAGCGAGAAAUCGACCGAGUCUACAUCCGCGAAUGAUUCUUUCUUCUUCGAGGAAACGAAGCCAGAAAUUUCCGAACUCGAGAACAUAGUGCGCAAUGAUGAGCCGAUGCCGACGGUUGCCGAAAGGAUGAGCAAAUCUCAAGGUGACAAUAAUAUCAGCGAAGAAUCCAUUCUGUGCCAACCGAAACCCGAGGAGAACAUCGAGAUCAAGGAAGAGACAACUGAUCUUGAUAAAUCGAGAGAAUUUCAAGGAGAACCGGAAGGGUCGGUGAGCACCGGUAAUCUAAGCGUGUUUGUUUGCCCGCCGGAGCUGGAGAACAAGGAUGACGAGAUACAACGGGAACGACAGAAAAAGAUGCAGGAGAUCGCCGACAAUAUAGGCAUCCUGAAGAAUCAAUCUAAGCCAGGUUUAUCCAUAAUAGACAAGCUGCAGAACAAGAUGCGCACGGACGUGGUUGUCAGCUCUCCCACCGAGUGCAAUGCGUCAGCGGACAUUCCGGAAGCGCAGGAAAACCUCUCGUUGCCUCUCGUAACUUCGAGCAAACCAAACGGUCAAGAGACUCCCUCUUUAUCUACGGAACUGUUGAUUGUCGAUAAACCCGAGAUGGCGAACGAGACGGACGGUCAAGUUGAUACGAAGAUCCGAGAUCCUCUCGCGAUUAUGGAUUCAAGUAAGGACGACGUCGAGAGCGACGACGAGGCCAGCGACCGCGAGCGUUCGGCGCCGAUCUUCGACACGGACUCCAGCAGCGAGCAGUCAGACGCGGAACCUGCCGACGUCAACAAGAUUCUGAAGGAAACGUCGAGCAUGAACGCGCUGUCGUCGAUGGCGACGACAAUUCAAAGACUAGCCGCGCAGCUUCAAAACGCGAAACCGUUGGAGCCGGCGACCGAGCCAGCGAAUAUUGACGUCACGCCGCAGACCAAGACCGGACCUGAAAUCAAGACUGAUUCUGAUUUAUCAAUCUCGAAAACGCCGGACGUUGUUUCUUAUGUCAAGCAUUUGCUGUCGAAACAGCAGAACGUCGGAACACUGCAGGAGUCGUCGAUGGCGUACAACGACGCCAAUCAGUCCAUGAAUUUCCUCAGAUUCAGGCGAUUGAGCGGCGACAAACUUUCCUUGUCAUCUCAGAAUAAUCAAAAUAAUAUGCCAGAUAAAAUUCAGCCAGACACCGCCAUAGACGCACCACAGACGGAUACAGAAGAAGAGUGCUCGUUCUUAAAGAUCGAGAACGUAGUUAGCCUUGCAGCAAAUUCCGAGAAUAAUGAAACUGCAGUUGAAAAUCCUAUUGUAAACGACAUUAGAAAGGCAGUCGAGACCUCUCCUACGAAAAACAAAGGGAUAUCCAUCAUCAAGAAGCCCAAACAGCCUUUGAUACUGAAGAAGAUAAAUGUAUUAGCGCCGAUGCCGACCGCGAGUAUCACGCCCAUCGCCACGUCGGAUCACGUGACGCUGAUUCCGAUGAAAGAUCUGCCAGCAUCCAUCUCGAAGUCCACCACUCAUCUGGUCACGAAUUUCUCUACCAUUCCGGCGACCGUUUCUCCGACGACGCUGCCGGUGACCGUUUCAUCGGUGAGCCCGUCGAACGUGAAUUACAAAGUGGUGAAGGUGCUGUGCACGAAUCCCACGAGGGGUUCAUCAUCUAUAUUCAGCACUAAAUCUAAAGACGUUGCAAUCCCGACCGCCGUGGUCAAGCUGAAAUCUGUAAUCGCGUACGCGUCGAUGCUGACGGACGAGAAGCUGGCGUGCUUCUACAAAUGCAUGGGCCGCGACUGCGACUUCGCGAGCGACUCACUCGCCGUGUACAGCGAACACUACAAUUUCCACGAGAAGGAGACCAAAAAGCUGAAGACCGUGCCGCCGUACGAUUUUCAGAAGUGCGCCUAUUGCUGCAUAUCCAUGAAGAGUUGGACUUACAUGGAAGCUCACUUGUGGGAGAGACACAGCCAUUGUCGAUACCAGUGUGCUUAUUGCUUUUAUCGAGCCGUCGCAAAGUCUUACGUUCAGCAACAUCAAGUGACUUGUCAUCCCGGCAGAAAGUAUUCCAUUAUAAUAGGUAAACUACUGAAGCCGAUUCAAAAAGACGAAGAAAUCAAUCGCAACACUAACAUAAAGCCAUUCGUGUGCACAUACGAAGGCUGCGGCAAGUUUUUUUAUGUACUUAAGACAUUUAUGAUGCACUUAAAAACGAGACAUCCAACCUCUCAUCCUAUGUACUCGUGUCAUGUGUGUACCACUAGUUUUGCGACAAUAGAAUUGCUUAUACCCCACUACAAGCGGCACGGGUUUUCCAUAUUCCAAUGUUUAUAUUGCAUAUUCGGCACGGAGACUUUAAUCGAAAUGCAUCAACAUUUGAGCGUCGCCCACUGCAACCGGCUGCCUCAGAGUCUCGAGCGCUCGCUUCCUUCAAUGCCAACAAUUGAAAAGCCCGUUGUAGAACAACUUUUAUUACGAAAUUUCGAUGACUUCAUAAAGCUGGAUGAAACCACGCUUGUGAAUGUUGAUGAGACCGCAAAGAGUGCACAAGACGCAAAGAACGACCAGAUUCCUCCUAUAAUGUCACCAAAUGCUGAAGCUGCUUUGAAUAAAGAGCAGUUAAAGUCGCCAAGUAACUUGUUGCCUAAUAUUUUAAUGAAACACUCUAAAGACACAUGUCCUGUCAACGUGACGGAAAACAUGAGUAACAGUGCUACUGAGAAACAGACUGAAACUAAAGUUUUGCAAUCGUUAGGGUUGCAGCAGAAGGAAAAGGCGAAGAACCACGUCAGGAAGCAGACCUUUCACAAGUCGGAGUUGCUGUCGUGCACGGACGAUUCCGGCACGAAGGACUCGUUAGAGUCGUCGAGCGAGAUAAAUUACGACGACGAGUUUGUCAAUACCAAUCUUCUCGAUAAUCCUGAAUUCUUUAAGAAUCUCAUCAGCCUUGCUGGAAACACGUUUAAGAGUAACGCGGUGUCCGCUAACAAAACAGAGGACAGUGACAUUGAGAUCUUGGAUAUCGAGAGCGAUAAGGGAAACGGCGAGGACGAUGCGGAUCAAGCGGCCGAGCUUUCCGAGGAAAAUGCCGAGGUGAAAAAGCAAUUUGCGCCGUGCGGCGUUGUCGAGGAUAAGAGCGCCUUCUGCCCGGAAGAGGCAGCUGCCCGGACCGCGCAGUUGGAGGAACCUUUGACUUUGGACGACAUCAAAGACACCGGUUAUAGCGGAUGUGAGCUGUACAAAUGCGGUUAUCUGGAGUGCAGUUACACGGCGCUGAACUCGAACACGCUGAAGGAGCACAUUAAAGAGUGCAGUUUCGCGGAGAGCAGCAAGAAUUUGUUCUGUGCGCAUUGUAAGAAGCGUUUCGUCAAGGCCGGCUUCCUUCUGGAACAUCUGAUGAAGGCUCACGGAUUGAAGCGUUUUGGAUGUUCGCUGUGCGAGAUGAGAUAUGCGGUUGCAUACCAAGCUACAGCUCACAUGAAGGUGAAGCACAAAUGCAACAACACGAAGUUAGUGCCUGCGGAUCCAACGAACCCGUCGGUCGACGGUCUCUUCAUCGUGCAAGCAGUCGCUUUCGGAGUUAUUGAGCGAAAGAACAAGAAGCGUAAGGGUGGGAAAUCCGAUAUGGAACAAGAGAACGACAAAGAUAACGAAAAAUUGUCGUUCAGUCCGGAUGAAAUAGAGAAAUUACCGCGCCGGGCGAUUUACAAUCGGGAGGUUCAUUGCGCCGUCUGCCCUUACACAACUAAAGUACGAACGAACAUCGUCCGACACUUGCAGCUGCACGCGAAAGAUGAGACUGUACCUGAAACCGGGCCGGUUAAUCCUGUCCCUUGUUUAGAUAAGAAGGAGAAAAUGUUCGAUAAAAUGGUUAAUCUGGCGAGUAGCUCGCAUCAAAAUGGUCGGAUGGGCGCGAAGUCGAAAGAAACUGUUAAAGAGAUCGAAGAGGAUGACAGCAUACCGAAGUUUGUACCGGAACAUAAAAGAUACGUCUGCAGCGUGACCGAAUGCAAUUAUCUAACGGUCGAUGAGGCGAUGUUGCGUUAUCACUUGAAAGCUUUACAUUCGGAGGAGCCGUAUUUCCGUUGUCCGCAUUGCCCCCCGCCGCCGCCGGGUCAGGAGAGCCAGAAUAUAGCGAUUGAUAAAAUGGGCGUUCAUCUGAAAAUGCACGAUACGAGGCUUUAUAAAUGCUCGCACUGCAAUCAUCAUCAUUAUCAUAGUAUCGAAAUGCCUUCUAGACACGUCGUGGAACGGCAUCUCACCGACAAGCACUCGGAGAAGAGGCCUUUCGUGAAAGUGGUGAGAGAGCUCGAGAGCACGGAGAACGUUCAACAGCCGGUGCAGGAGGAAACGGAAGAGGAGGUGCCCGAUCCAGACGGCAAUCACUGGAAGUGCAAUCUCUGCGAGUACAAGUGUGUUUAUAAAGCCGACAUAGCCGGUCACGCCGACACGGCGCACAGCGAGAACUGCCAAUACAAGUGCACCCUGUGUUCGUUCAAAACGAAUGGGAAGAUACUUUUCGAGCAGCAUGUGAGCAGCAAGCAUGCGAACGAUUCCAAUGCCGAUUAUACCGCGGUGUACCGGAGAAUAAAGGGGGUCAACAAACGCAACGCGGAGGUCGCAGAGCAAGGAGUGCAAGAAGAACCCUUCGACACAACGCCGCUCUGGAGGAGAAGUAUGCCGCGGAUUCGACACAUCCGUGGGAUUCUUCUGGAAGAGGAGGAGGAGCAAGAGAAAAGGGAAGCGGAGACUCUUGCGACGAGCGAGGCGUCGCCCGUACCUCCAAAGGUAUCUUCGAAACGCAAGAGCGAGACGGAUAUCUCGAAGAUACCGGCGAAGAUAAAAUCGACCGGGAAAUCCAUAUCCCUCGACGAGAACAAUAAACAGUCUAAGGAAAAGUCGAAGAGGUCGCUCUCGUGCGAGAAACUACCCGGUGAAGCGGGAGAGACGACUGAGAAACAAGUCGCGAAGGAAGGCGCGCAGAGCAAAGCUAACAAGAAAUCGACCGAGCAUUCGAAAGCGAUUGAGCUGAGUGACGUCAACGACUCCGACAUAGGGAGAUUCGGGCCUUACGGCAAACCGGAAGGCAACAUGUACGUAUGCACACUGUGCCCUUCAAAUCAAGAUUCACCUUCAAAACCUUUCAAGACGAAGUACAAGCAUGAUAUGAGGGAUCAUCUUUACAGAGAGUUGAACUAUGCUAGAUGGCAUUGCAAAACAUGUGGAUAUUUAUCAGUAAAUCGAAAUGCGUUGAUGCAACAUUUUGGAAAGCGACAUAGUGGAGAAUCCGCUGAUCACGAGCCACUUUCUCCGGACAAUGCGAUUGAGGAUUGGGUGACGACUUUACUGAGCAAGCAGACAGAAAUAAUCAAGGCAACAAUUAAACAGAUGAAUCUUGCGUCCAAGAAUGCAAACACAUCCGUUGGUACAUCAUCUUCAAAUGUGAACAAUGCAAAUAGUCCGAUAAAAAUCCAACCGGACAAAAGAACCGUAAAUCUAUCAUCCGCAAUAUCUAAUCUACAGAGCGACAUUCUUCAGGAUACCAAUAGAAGUAUAGACAGCGAUGACGGCGACGAUCUUGUAAUCGAUAUAAAGGACGACGAGUCGUUCGAGAAAAGCAGCGGGAGCGAGGACAAAAGCGAGAAAUGGUUCAACGUGUCCGAAGCAAGUGAGAAAAAUCUUGAGGCCAUCAGCUGCAAGCACUGUAAAACGAAGUGCGCUAACCUGCGCGGGCUCAAGAUGCACGUUCAGGUUGCGCAUCUGAAGCGGUUCGGCUAUCUGUGCUUUUAUUGCACCUGGACCAACAACUCGGAGACGCUGAUGCGCCAGCACGUACGUCUGGAGCAUCCGGAUCAGCCGGAGAAGUUCAUACACAAUCCGCGCGCGUGGGGAAAACCGAAGCUGACUAACGAGUUCUGGGAGAAGGAGUACGGUCUCGAUUUUUCGAAUCCAAACCUGCUGUUGAAAAGCAAGAAGCGGAAGGUAGAGGAGAUGAACGACGCCGGUAGCAGCCAUCGCUUGUACAUGCGGGAGAAGUGCAAGGUGUGCGGUUUCGUGGCUAUGAAUUACACCGGCCUGAAGGCGCACAUGAGAACGCAUACCGGACCCAAGCACAGUCUCAAGUGCUCGUACUGCACUUACAGUUGUUCUUUCAAACCCGAGCUGCAGGAACACUGGGAAGUCAAUCAUUCCUCGUUACCGUUCAAGUUUCAGGAACGACCAUCGACGGCCGGGUCCUCUUCCAGCGAGACGGAAAAGUCGCCUAAGAAACAAAAAAUCGAUAUGAUCUAUGAAGUGGAGGAGGUGGAGGAGGAGCGCGUGCCUGUCCACCAACAAGCGUCGAUUGUGAUUUACAGAUGCUACUAUUGCAACAACCGCAGCCCCUCGCUAGAGUCUGUUAAACGGCACUGGAGCCUCAUGCACAAGGAGUCGAAAAGUCCAGAGGGAACUUCUCACGCGAAGAUCGUUCUGCCGUUUAGGUACAGUGAAAUACAUUUGCCAUUCUCGAAAUUGCCAGCCAAAGAGAGCGCGAAAAACGUCGAAUCACCUCGCGACUUUGCGAAGCAAAGCGCGGAAAGCACGUCGUCGGCCGUUCAGCGGCACGGGUGGGUCUGUCGAUGGUGUCACGAAUUCUGCGAGACGGACAACGACAGAAUGGCGCAUCACAAUAUGUUUCACUCGCAUCUGCCACAGAACUUUACAUGGGAGGAGCAGCAGCAGCAGCAGCAGCAACAACAAGAAGAAGAAGAACAACAACAACAGCAGAAAAAGGAGGAAGAGGAAAAGGCAGAUCAAUCGAAAAGCACGUUCAUAGCGGCGCUGCGACUCUCCGCACGCGGCGCCGAGAAACAUGCGGAUUUCGUGACUGAGAGCGUCCCGAGCUUCAAUUCGAUUGUGGAGAACUUGGUUAAGCAAAGCGACAUUAAAAUCAAAAGCGAUUUGAAUCAGAGUGGCAUUUCGAGCGUUUCGAUACCAAGAGGAAGUCGUCAACCUGUCGCGAAAAAAUCUACAACUAAAUCUACCGUUUCUUAUACGAGACCUGGUCCACGAGUAUUCAAAGCUGUCGCUCGCAAGUCCACGAAUCCGCUGCCGAGAUAUCCAAUGGGUAUUUUUAUGCCGCACAAUGUACAGACAGAAUCCCAGGUAGAAGAGUCGAAGAACGAACCGGUUUCGUAUUACGGAAUGCCGAGCAGCUCCGUUAAUUUAGCCAAACUCAACACGUACAUGGUGGUCGGAGGACACAGUAUGAAAGUAAAUUGUCAAACUCUCGCUGCAUUGAUCAAUAUCAAUCCAAAAGUAUUGUUGACAGAUAUUAGGAAAGACCCUUAAAUACGAUCUUAGAAAACACGUGUUUAACAAUAAUUAUUCUUUUUGUAAAAUAGAGAUUAUUUCGAAUCGUAGAUUCAAGAUUUUUUGUGAUUUUCGAUGAUCAUUAGUUGCCUAGGUUGUUGUAAAAAUUAGAGAAACAAUAAUAUAUAAAAGAGACAAAAACCCCGAUGAUUUUAGGUUACACUAUAUGCCUUAUUCAUGCCAAGUGCGCGCUAUAUUCGUGCUAUACAUUGUUUUUCGUCAAUUUAGUACGAAUAUGACGCGUGAUUAACUUUUGGUAUGCAUGUUAAAAUGAUCAGUGUAAACUAGUUCAAUUUCUAAUACAUAAAACUUAUUUAUAAUGUCAGAAGUGAAAAAGAAAUGCAAAUGUUUUAUUAAUAUUGAAAUAUUUAAUAUCAUUUGUAUCUCUCCUUGUUUCUGACUUUCUUGUGUCGUGUAAUGUAACGUGUACAGCGGUAAGUAAAUGAGGUGAUACGACUAAACAGCUGUGGAUUCUUAAAAAACAAUAAAGAAAAAAAAUUGUAGGAUACCUUAAAUUGGAUUGUCUCGUCUCGACUAUAUGUUUCAUGUGAUACUUUUAUAUAUAUAUAUGGAAAAAAGUUUUUCUUAAUUUGUUAGAACUGAAUCAUAUUUAAACUUAGUGCUAUAUAACUGAUUUGUUUUAUUAAUUGCUGUAAAAUCAAGCGAGACUAUUUUUAAUACCUUUCAUAAAAUACUUAACAUUGUGUAAUAUUCAUUAACUCAUUUGGAAUAGCAGUAUAAUGACAUGUAAGAAAAAAAUAAAAGCAUGAAAGAUCAUGCAGUCGCUUUUUU